Molecule: messenger RNA, 1154 nt
Organism: Drosophila bipectinata
Lineage: Eukaryota; Metazoa; Arthropoda; Insecta; Diptera; Drosophilidae
Gene: Tsp33B
Product: Tetraspanin 33B
Cellular component (GO): membrane
Source: RefSeq, a predicted model, not a curated record
UUGAUUUCAAUCCUUGCUUUGACCGUCACUUCAAAUGAAAUUCGAGUUCAGAUCUUUCACAUUGUCGACAACCCAAAUAAUUGUCCUAUGCCCACGAGGAUGACCAAAUGCGCCAACCUUUCCGACGUGCAUCCCUUUACGUUACCCUGCUGUUGAUAGCCGAGGCUGUGAUCGGAUUACUAUUCCUGGUGGUUACCGCCUACUAUCACGUUGUACUUACCAGCUACCUGGCAGAUAUUGAGUCCAGACUUGUCUACGGCUACGUGUUCGGUUUGUACAUGUACGGUGUCCAGCUACUGGUGACGUUUCUGGUUAGCAUCUCCAUGUGGCGGCGAUUGUGGAGGAGGCGAUGUACACCGAACGUCCACCUGAUCUUAGCCUUGUGGCUCUUGUACUCCUGCGUUAUUGUAGCCUCUGGCUUCGGAUGUGUUUGGAACCUAUACCAUGGAGUCAAUGUACUGGAAAGUGCGGUUGAAACCUCUCUAAUCCGGGGGAUCGACUUGUAUUACUCGUGCCCGGAGUGGAAACUGCUCUGGGACGGAUUGCAGUGGCACAAAGAGUGCUGCGGUGCGCAUGACUACAAGGACUGGAUGAAUGCAGAGUGGAUGCCCAACCAGGGGGAUAACUGUUCGUUGACAAUCCUUGCUCCAUAUGCCUGUUGCAAAAGAUCCUGUGAAAGUUGCUACAACAACUUUUCGCCCGGUGGUGGUAUUUCUGAAAGCAGGCCCAUCCCUGCCCUCACCGUGGAGUCGAUAAACACGAACGGGUGUCUGCCAAUAUUCCACGGAGCUAUUACGAAUUUUGUCUACAUUCUUCUGGCUCUUUGGGCAUUAUCCUUGAAGUUUCUAAUAAUGAUUUGCUGCAUAAGCAAGUACAUCCUGAAUCGGCAGAACCAAGGUGAUGGGUGCGACAAUGUUGGCCUAUCAGAUGAAAAUGGACAUCCGCUGGUCAUAGUGAAAUAUCCAUGCAACGUGCGUUGUGUUACUAUUGGCGAGGAAGAUCUGGGAUCCGAUAUAGCACCCAACUACUGCAAUUGCAAUGAGGUGGAUGAAGAUAAUUGCAACGACUACUAAACUUUUAUUUUUUUUUGGUUUUAGUUUAUAUAUUUUAUAUUAAUUUUAACAAUUAGUUGAUUAAAUGUAUUGGUUACGAAA